This is a messenger RNA of Didymodactylos carnosus, 493 nucleotides long. The record is from the annotation of a GenBank genome assembly. Lineage: Eukaryota; Metazoa; Rotifera; Eurotatoria; Philodinida; Philodinidae.
CAAUUAUUGAUGAAUCAAAACCUUUCGAUCGACACUCUCUCCAUAAAAAAAGAAGAUAGUUCAAAAACUUGGAAUAAUCAUCUUAAUCAGAAAGGCUACUCACAACAUAACUGCACUUGGUCGAGUACUGAAACGAGAAUAUCGCCAAGCUUUCAUCAUAUUGUGUUUGAUUGUGGCGAAUGGACAGAUGUUUAUAUUUAAUGAAAAUGUUCUUAACUGUUUCGUUUUUUAGGGUUCCCGAAAUCGUGUUUAUAGAGUUAUUCAAUGUCAGGAAAAGGAAAUAACUCAGCUGAUGAGUUCCUUGUCCGAUGGUUGGAAAUUUGAACAGUUAGUUAAUAUCAAUUCAUCCUCUGGCUAUAUUUACGGUGAUUCAGAACAUUGCGAAUUUCUUUGUAUUGUAUCAAAACAAUAUGAUCGUAUGCCACGAGAAGAUGCAAACGCUUGUGUGUCAGAACGAGUUAAAAUUCUUCAAGAACGUGGUUCAAGAAUGUGA